GGAAGCAUUACAAACAUAUCCUUUACACAUGAUUAUUCUGAUUACUACAGACUGGAAGGUACGCUUGACAGAUUUAACUUCUCCUCCUUUCCAAAUCUUGUCCGUCUCGACCUUCACAAUCAAUGGAUCCGUGGAAAAAUCCCCCAUAGCAUUGGAUCUCUUUUAAAUUUGGCCUACUUGGACCUGUCCAGGAAUCAGUUUGAGGACACCCUACCUCUUUCUCUUGCAAAUCUCACUCAUAUUUGACAAUUCAGAAUCUCUGAAAAUUAUCUAAUAGGGGAAAUAGAUUCAAAUCUGUUUGAAAAUUGGACGAAACUCACCUACCUUGACCUAUCCAGGAAUAAAUUUGACGGCACUCUACCUCUUUCUCUGGCAACUCUCCCCCAAAUUUCACAAAUCAAAAUGUCUUGGAAUUAUCUAACAGGGGAAAUAGAUCCCGAGUUGUUCAGAAACUGGUCCAAUCUAACUCAUCUUGACCUCCAUUCCAAUCAGUUCACUGGGACUAUUCCUCGUGAAGUGGGUAUGUUGACCAAUCUACAGCACCUAAACCUCUCAAUAAACGAACUAAGUGGAUCCAUUCCGGACCAACUUCCAAACUACCUUUCUUUGCAGUACCUAGACCUCUCAACGAACAAACUAGGUGGAUCAAUUCCAGAGAGCAUCGGGUCUCUUUCAAAAUUAGUCUAUUUGGACCUGUCAUAUAAUCAAUUUGACGGUACCCUUCCCCUUUCUCUGGCAAAUCUCACCCAAAUUUCACAACUCAGGAUGUAUGAGAAUAAUCUAACAGGGGAAAUAGAUCCCAAGUUGUUUGGAAACCGCAGGAAACUAACUCAUCUUGACCUCCAUUCCAAUCGGUUCACUGGGAAUACUCCUUGUGAAGUGGGUAUGUUGACCAAUCUAGACUACCUAGACCUCUCAGGAAAUGAACUAAGUGGUUCAAUUCCAAACCAACUUGCAAACUGCUCUGCUUUGCAGUACCUAGACCUCUCAAUGAACAAACUAAGUGGAUCAAUUCCGGUGCAAAUUGCAAAUUGCUCUGCUUUACAGUUCCUUUCCUUCGGAAAUAACUAUUUGACUGGUGGAAUUCCUUUACAGAUUGAUGCUCUAGCAAAUCUCCAAUAUCUGGACUUCGCAAAUAACUUUAUCGAGGGAAAGAUACCAGUACAGCUAGGAAAUCUGACACAUUUAACCAACCUAAAUCUCUCCCACAAUAAACUUUCAGGCACAAUUCCAACAUUUCAUUUACAAAUAUCCAUCUCCCAAUACAUUGAUCUAUCUUACAAUGAUUUGGAUGGUCCUGUACCUAGUGACUUGGGCCUUCCUGAAUUUACCCUACUUGAUCACAACAAAGGUUUAUGUGGUGAGCAUUGGGGCAUUCCACCAUGCAAUACAACAAAGAAAGAAAGCAAAAAGGAAAGCAAGAAGGAAAGCAAGUUUGUCAUCUCUAUUGCAGUCUCUCUUAUUGGCACCACAUUUCUCGUAUUUGCAAUUGUUGGAGCUUUCCUCCUUUUCAAAGGCAAAGCAAGAAAGUCACAAAUUGAGACAAGAAUAGCAAGAAAUGGAGAUCCAUUUUCAAUUUGGAAUUAUGAUGGGAAGAUUGCAUUUGAAGACAUCAUCCAAGCAACAGAAAAUUUUCACAUAAAAUACUGCAUUGGCACGGGAGCUUAUGGUAGUGUUUACAAAGCAGAGCUGCCAGGAGGUCACGUAGUAGCUUUGAAAAAGCUUCAUAGCUUCAGAAGUGAGAGCCCAGCUUAUCCCAAGAGUUUUAGAAAUGAAGCAGAGAUAUUAAUAAACAUACGGCACCGGAACAUUGUAAAACUUCAUGGAUUCUGUUUUGACAAAAGAUGCAUGUUUCUGGUUUACGAGUAUAUGGAAAGAGGAAGCUUGGCAUGCAUUUUGAGGAAUGAUGUAGGGGCUGUGGAAUUGGAUUGGGUUAAGCGCGUGGAUGCUAUCAAGGGUAUUGCCCGUGCUUUGGAAUACAUGCAUCAUCAUUGCAAUCCACCAAUAAUUCAUCGAGAUGUAUCAACUAAUAAUGUUUUGCUGAAUUCAAAACUCCAAGCAUUUGUUUCAGACUUUGGAACAGCUCGACUACUGAAUCCUGAUUCAUCUAAUAGGACUUUACUGGUAGGAACUUAUGGGUAUAUCGCCCCAGAAUUGGCCUAUACUAUGGAAGUGACUGAAAAAUGUGAUGUUUAUAGUUUUGGAGUGGUGGCACUAGAAAUAAUAAUGGGGAAGCAUCCAAGAGAACUCCUCUCCUCAUUAUCAUCAUCAAGUACAAAGGAUAUACUAUUGAAAGAUGUAUUAGAUGCGCGUUUCCUCCCUUUCUUAGAUGAAUUGAUUGUGCGGGAUGUGGAUUUUGUGACAAGCUUGGCACUUGCAUGCUUACAUUCCAAUCCAAGGAAUCGACCAACCAUGCAAAAGGUUUCCCAGGAACUAAGUGGCCACCGGUAUUCAUUGCCUAAACCCUUCAAUGCAAUUUCACUAUGCCAUUUGACUGGCCUUGAAAUAUAAAUUUGUGGUGUUGUUUGGUGAUACGUUGUUACAUUCAAUAUAAGACUUGAUCUUGUUUAAUAAACUAUGCUUUUCAUUUUA
Molecule: messenger RNA, 2592 nt
Organism: Nelumbo nucifera (sacred lotus)
Lineage: Eukaryota; Viridiplantae; Streptophyta; Magnoliopsida; Proteales; Nelumbonaceae
Product: MDIS1-interacting receptor like kinase 2-like
Biological process (GO): protein phosphorylation
Molecular function (GO): protein binding; ATP binding; protein kinase activity
Source: RefSeq, a predicted model, not a curated record